AUUCAGUGGUCAUAUGAAAGAAACGUCAAAUUAAACCAGCACAAAACUUGGCUAACACCCCGGGACGCAGUUAGGCGCACCCUGUCUCGCGCUUUCACUUUCUGCUUUUCCUCGGUACUUUCCAGUGUUGUUGGAAUCAUGGCCAGUAAAUUAGAGAUUCGUCUUCACGAGUCUUCACUCAACAUUGUGAAACAAUGUGGAUCUGCUCUGGGUGAUGUCCUUCAAAGUAAAUUUGGAUGUGUGGCCACCUUCCAUGGUGUGGAGUUUGAAAGGGAUCCCAGCAUUGCACAGCAGAGGGGGCCAACUGUUAAGCCAGAGAAAAGGUUUGCUGUUACGCUGCAUGGCGGUGUUCAGCUGUCUGUGUGGAAGGCUGAUCUCAUCGAUUUCCAGGCGGAUGCUGUGGUGAAUGCUGCUAAUAAAGAUCUUCAGCAUUAUGGCGGCCUUGCUCGAGCUCUUUCCAAAGCCGGCGGUCCACAAAUCCAAAAAGAUAGUGAUGAUUACAUCUCAUCGUACGGCCCCUUGAACACAGGAGAUGCGGUUGUCUGCGAUCCUGGGUGCCUCCCAUGCAAGAAGAUAAUUCAUGCUGUGGGCCCAUGCCUAUCAAAAAAUCCCUCUCCAUCUGAAGUUUCGAGGGCUAAACCACAGUUGGAGAUGGCCAUCAAGAGCAUUCUUAGAAAUGCUGAGAAACACCGUCUGCAGUCUGUUGCCAUUCCAGCUAUAAGCUCCGGACUGUUCAACUUCCCCCUGCCAGAAUGUGCGAACACCAUAGUGGAAACUGUGAAACGCUACUAUCUUUACUCUCAACCAGAUCUUCCUAAAGAGAUCUUCCUUGUGAACAACGACACGCCUACGGUCAAUGAAAUGGAGAGAGCCGUCAGUCAGAUAUUCGCCACCGGCAAAAGCAGAGGUGAGGGCAGAACCUCAACACCUGCUGUCCAGAUGGGAAAUGUCCACCUGACACUGAAGUGGGGUAAAAUUGAAGAACAGCAGACAGACGUCAUCGUAAACACUGCAUCAGCACAGCGAGACUUAAACAUUGGUCAAAUCUCCAAAGCUUUAUUGCAGAGAGCUGGUCAUGAAAUGCAACAAGAAAUGCGUAAGGCCUCUUCAGCUGGACUUGUGGUCAUCACAAAACCCUACAAGCUGAAAUGUAAACAGGUGUAUCAUACCUUUUGCCCUGAAAAGUGGAGUAAACCACAGCAUCAGAGAACAGCAGAGGAGACUCUUUCAAGUUCAGUAUCGGAGUGCUUAUGGUUGGCAGUCAGAAAUAAUCACAAGUCAAUCUCCUUUCCUGCCAUCGGCACUGGAGCCCUCGGGUUUGAUAAAAAAGAAGUUGCCUCGAUCAUGACAAACGCAGUGGCCGACUUCGCCAACAAGACCCGAGAGAAGAUGGACGUUUGUUUCGUCAUAUUUCAUGCUGACGAUGCGACGUAUAAGGCUUUUGAGGAACAAAUGGUACAACGCCGGGAAAAAGGUCCUGAUCCCGACUUCAAAAAUGCAUCUGAGUACAGAGAUGACUUCCACGGCAGCAGAGCUCCCACUCCACAGAUCAGCCUGGACGGCCCCUCUGAUGAAUCAACACACGAGGCCAAACGAUGGCUCAAUGACCUUUUCCUCAAGUCCGAUGGCACUGUCAAUAUCUGCAACAACUUCAUCCAGCUCUUCGGCGAGCAAGAACAUCGACAGCUAUCCCGUCUAAUGAAAAAGGAAGUUUCCAUUAAGGAGGUCUUUGAGAAAGGUCGUGCAGGCAUAACUGUAAACGGGCGUUCAUUUGUUGAUGUCGUAGUUGCUGGGUUGCAGGUGGAGGCCAUGCUCUGCAACAUCCAGAGGGAGUUUGUCAUGGAGGAAGAGAGUUACCUACUUAAUGCUCUGUGCAAAAAGAAUAUGUCCUUUCAAAGAAAGACAGUUGACACAAGGAGCGGAGAGUUCAUGGAAAGAUCAUUUGCCUUCAACAAGACCGGGCUGCAGAUACUAAGGGUGGAGAAAGUGGAGAACCCUAUACUGGACUUGAUCUUUACCCUGAAGGGAAACCAGCUAGGCUGCUCAACUCCUCGAAGAAUGUUCCAAAGCAUAUCCGCGCAGUUCUGUGAGAUGGUUUCCCACAUUGGAUUCCAUGCACAGUACGCACCACCUGACGAGACAGCUUUUGGAGAGGGCAUCUACUUUGCAGGCACAGUGAAGAAGGCCAAGGAGGUGUGGAGGGAGCAGAAGGAGGAGUAUCUGUACUUCGUGGAGGCCGAGGUGCUGACGGGAAACUCCACCCCUGGAAGACCAGGUCUCAUCCUGCCACCUGCUGAUGGGGCGGACAGUGUGAGCGGAGGGCCUGAUGUCUCUGUCAUAUUUAGUGGUUAUCAAGCUCUGCCCACGUUCAUCAUCACCUGUAAGAAGGUCUGAUGGGGGAUUUCUUCACCGCUUCCUCUGGGUUUGUUGUGUUUUGUUUGAAACAAAUGUUAAAAGAUAAAAAUGCUUUCAGUCCUAGAGUAAACUGGACAAUGUUAGUUUCUUCUAAAACCAGCUGCAGUGCAUUCUUGAUUAUUGUAUUUCCUAUUAGAAAGAAAUGGCUGUUGGCAUUACUCCUUAAUAAUCACAUUUAAUGGAGAUCUAUAUCAAUAUAUAUCUUAUAUUCAGCUCGAGGAAGAUGUCAAUAGUUUUUAGUUUCUUAUUUGUUUCAUUAUAAGUUUGUUUCUUUUUGGGUAAUUAAGAUAUAUUUAGCAGCACAAUAAUUCUUAUUCUUAUUAUUAUAAUUAUCAAUGAAAGAUUCUACUUUAUUAUUGCACUUCCAGCAACAAUAUAUUGUUCUUGUGGAUGGGUCAGUUGUUUAGUGGCACCACAUAUGCAAACACCAUGAACUGGUGCAAGCAUGUUGUACAUCCACAACCCUGAUUUUAUUUUGUUUAGAGGAACACAAAUAUAACCAUUUUUAUAACGGGUGAAAAGCUUUGGCUACAAAUACAUCAUUUUAAUCUAAAUGCAAAAAAUGUCAUAAAACAAUGAUAACAUGUAAAUUGACAAAAGUGAGGUGGAGCACACGGGGGGGGGGGGGGGGAGAGAGAGUGUGUCUGAUGCUGAUUCCAAAAUUAAACAUUUACAAAAACAAGUUUGUUUUUAUGUUUAAAUAGUGAGACAUGUUUCUUUUGACACCUGAUUGUAAGUCACAACACCACUUGAGAGAAUAUGGAGACGCGUGACUAAGUACUCGUGCAGCCUUGUUUACUCGUAAAUUAUACGCGAAGACCCUUUUCAUGAGACUCAACAGAACCUGAUCCAGCUACAUAGAUUUAAUGAAAUGAAAUACAAUUAUCAUUUUACAAACAUGUACACGUGUAACAAUAAACAAAAUGAAAUGCAUGUAUUGACAUAAAGCUUUAAUACAGGAAAUAUGAAAUACAUAAAGGGAAGUCCCUCAUAUUCCUGAUGAUACAAGAACACAACCAUUAAAAACAGUCUAUUGAGCAUUAAAGUUCA
This is a messenger RNA of Cottoperca gobio, 3465 nucleotides long. It is a transcript of the gene parp9, whose product is annotated as poly(ADP-ribose) polymerase family member 9. Gene Ontology annotation, biological process: protein poly-ADP-ribosylation; positive regulation of type II interferon-mediated signaling pathway; negative regulation of gene expression. NCBI's taxonomy places the organism in Eukaryota, Metazoa, Chordata, Actinopteri, Perciformes, Bovichtidae. Gene Ontology annotation, cellular component: nucleus; cytoplasm. Gene Ontology annotation, molecular function: NAD+ poly-ADP-ribosyltransferase activity; ubiquitin-like protein ligase binding; transcription corepressor activity. The record is from RefSeq and is a predicted model, not a curated record.